Molecule: messenger RNA, 1705 nt
Organism: Stegodyphus dumicola
Lineage: Eukaryota; Metazoa; Arthropoda; Arachnida; Araneae; Eresidae
Product: transmembrane protein 181
Molecular function (GO): toxic substance binding
Source: RefSeq, a predicted model, not a curated record
CUUUAUAGCUCGGAAAUAAUGCCGUCUGAUUUUAACGGAUUUAAUCCAAUGUUUCCUGCUAGAACUUGGAGGUUAAAAAUGAGAUCGGCAUUUUCUCAGUUCGGCGAUAUAUUUAGCGAAUUCGGAAAAAACAUUGCCCCUACUUAUUACCAUGAUCGUUGUGAAAGGUCUGUCCAGAUGAGAUUAUAUACUAUGCACAAACGUGAGUUUGUUCUGGUUUUUUCUGCAUUUUUUGCAAGCUUUGGCUUGUUUUUAUUUAUUGGACUAGCUGGACCUCCAAUUACACAUACUGUUACUAUAAAUGCUACUAACCUUACACCGAAGCUUAACAACUCUCAAAUGGCUACAGGUCCUUUCAUUUUGCGCUCUCAUGCGUUGUCUACAUUUAGUCAGCAACUGUGGGUUAUAGCAAGGAUUGUGCUUAAGCGAGGAGAUGAUGAGAAAUUCAACAAACCCUUUCAUGUAGCUGUUACAAUUCAGGGUGUGUCAGAUGAAAAUAAAAUUAUUGUUGUGCUAGGAGAUCAACAUAGCCAUAAUCGAACUCGAGAACUCCAUUGUUUUGGAAGUAUUUGUGAAGAGUUUACAAUUCUACAUUUAGGAUUCAUUGAUUACACGCGUUAUAUUCUAACUAUAAAUUUUUAUGGUCUUGAGAGAGUUGAAGAAAAUUAUCAUAUAAAAGAUGUCAUAUUUUAUUUCAAAACUUAUAAUCCUUCGUUUACAAAGAUUGAAAUAUGGUUUCGAUGCAUUUUUAUUUUCCUAAUAUUCGGAACAACAUGCUGGUUUGCCUUCUCUUUGAGAUUUUUCUACUUUUAUGACUGGUCUAUAGAACAAAAGUGGAUAUUUCUGCUUUUACCUCUACUGCUACUAUAUAAUGAUCCAUGUUUUCCUUUGUCUUUUCUGGUUAACAGCUGGGUACCUGGAAUGUUAGAUGCAGUAUUUCAAGCGACUUUUUUGUGUGCUUUGCUUCUAUUUUGGCUCUGUAUAUAUCAUGGCAUACGCCAGAAUGAACGCAGUUUCUCAAAAUUUUAUUUGCCUAAAUGUAUUAUAAUAGGAAUGCUGUGGCUUUCAGCAUUUACAUUAGCAUCCUGGCAGAAGUUCAAUGAAUUACGGGAUCCUACUUAUAACUACAAAGUGGAUACUGGCCACUUCAUGGGAUUUAAAGGCUUUUUCUUUACGGUUGGAUCAAUAUACUUAGUAUAUUUAUUUUAUCUGAUAAUAAGAGCUUAUACAGAGCUUCGUUCCAUGCCCUAUUUUGAUGUGAGACUGAAAUUUCUGACUGCAUUAAUGAUAAUUGUUUUAUCUAUAAGCAUCGCUAUAACAGUCUUGAGGUUUGGUGUAUCGGUUCUUCAAGAUAACUUUGUUGCUGAAUUAUCAACAAAUUAUGGAAGCUCUGCAGAAUUUAUGUCUUUCUACAGUCUUUUGAAUUUUUAUCUAGUUACAAUGGCCUAUGUCUAUGCACCACCAAAGAGAGCCUUUUUUGAAACGCGUGUAAAAGAUAAUCCAACCUUAUCAAUGAUUAAUGAUUCAGAUGAAGAAGUGAUAUAUGCGUCUGACUCUGAAAAUCGGCCUUUGAAUCCAGUCAGGAAAAGCCCAGAUAAAGAAGAAAGUGAUUAGAAUGUGAUUUUUUAACUAUGUCUUAUUUCAUCUAUAUUAUUUAUGUUCACUACCUAUAUUUAAUUAGAUCAUCUCACUUGUAUUAUUUUCA